Trichoplusia ni (cabbage looper) is the source of this 1450-nucleotide messenger RNA. Its product is annotated as zinc carboxypeptidase-like. NCBI's taxonomy places the organism in Eukaryota, Metazoa, Arthropoda, Insecta, Lepidoptera, Noctuidae. Bases 79 to 1398 code for a protein of 439 amino acids. The transcript is spliced from 6 exons. Gene Ontology annotation, biological process: proteolysis. The record is from RefSeq and is a predicted model, not a curated record. Gene Ontology annotation, molecular function: metallocarboxypeptidase activity; zinc ion binding.
UAUAUCACUUUACACUGCGAUACACUUUUAUUGUUCACUUGCAUAUCUUCAAGACCAGUAUCGAAAUAGGCAACAAAUAUGUUAUUAAAAUUAUCUCCUAUUAUAACGUUAUUUUUUAUAUCGGUUUCUAGUGAGAAAUUUCGUUUCGACAACUACUCUCUUUACAAAGUGCUCCCAAAAAAUUUGGAUCAGAUAAAAGUUCUUGGUGAUUUGCAACAUGCGUCCCCUGAAUAUGAUUUCUGGGACGACCCUGUUCCGACGGCUGAUUACAUCAAUAUUAUGUCAAAGCCUGAAAUGAGGAAUGACCUGGAAACGUUUUUGAAUAAAACUGGAAUUGAUUUCGUGGUUACCCUCCCAAAUGUUCAAGAAAUAAUAGACAGCGAGUCAAGGAAGCCUUACAAUAGAAACAAUAUUAAAAGUAUGAAAUGGGACGCCUAUUAUCCAUUAGAAGAAAUAUACGAUUGGCUAGAUGACCUAGCUAAAGCUUACCCUGACAUAGUCACUAUAAUAGUUGGAGGAAAAACAUAUGAAGGCCGUGAUAUUAAAGGAGUUAAAAUUUCCCAUGGGCCUGGCAAACGAGCAGUUUUCAUUGAAAGUGGGAUACACGCUAGGGAGUGGAUCGCACCUGCUACAGUUAAUUUUAUUACCAAUGAGCUUCUUACAAGUAGUGAUGAAGAAAUUAAGGCUGUAGCUAGGGAUUACGAUUGGUAUAUAUUCCCAGUUACAAACCCUGAUGGAUAUGUAUGGAGCCAUGUUGGGUUCCGUUUGUGGCGCAAAAACAGGAAACCAUACGGCACUGGUUUUGGAGUGGACCUUAACAGAAACUGGAAUGACAACUGGUUAAAGGAAAGUGUGAGCACUAACGUGGCAUCCGACGUCUUCGCUGGACCAGGACCCUUCUCGGAGAUAGAAACGAGGACAUUGUCAACAUACAUCAUGAACAUGGCUGAUAAGAUCGACUUGUAUUUGUCCUUCCAUUCUUCUGGACAAAUUCUUCUGCUGCCGUUUGGGAAUACAACGGAACCACUGUCAAAUUAUGAUGAUGCUAUGAAAAUCGGCAUACGAGCAAUGGGAGCAUUGUCAGUGAGAUAUAGGACACCUUACACCAUUGGAAAUAUUGCUGAAGCUAUUUACUUCGCAACUGGAACAAGUAUAGAUUGGGUUAAGGAACGUCUCCAUGUCCCUCUAGUUUACUGCUAUGAAUUACGAGACCGUGGUACCUAUGGCCAUCUGUUGCCUCCAGACCAAAUCUUACCAACAGCAGAAGAAACCAUGGAUUCCAUCGUAGAAAUGAUCCUCCAAGCAAAGAGAUUCGGAUAUAUGAACGUGAACGCUGCUGUGACUCAAAAAGUUUCGAUUUUCAUUAUUUUUGCGGUGCUAGCUAAAUUUUUGUUCUAGAAUUAACGGGAGGAUAAAUAACAGUCUAGAAAUAAACAUGUUGAUACUGUGA